GGUAUUAUAGGUUUAUCGGAGAACGGUAGGAUGUACCUAGAGCCUAGAAAAGGUAUAAAAUCACUCCGAGGCAGUUGCCACCUCGCACAUCGCACCGUCUCAUCCCCAGGUGCGGAUAGUAGAAGAAGCGUUAGAAACCGCAGCGGCUCGUAGGAACGACGCUAAGUUUACAUCGUCAUUCGAACGAACUGCAUAUUCCGUAUCGUUCGCCGGGAGUCGUCAUUUCAUCCGAACCGCUGCUCGCGUUAGACGGAAACGUCAGGGAAAAAAAAACAAGGAAAAGUUCCAUCCACGCGAACACCAUGAGAGCGGCCUUCGUAACAACCAGCUGGUUAAUUACGUUCCUGACUGUAACAACCGGCAGACCGGAACCACCGGUGAACCAAUACCUACCGCCAAAUCAACAGUUUACUCCACCGCAAGGAGGAUCGAUCUUCGCCGAAUCGAACGAACCUGCGGGACCCGUAGGAGGAAUUCAGUAUCUUCCCCCGAACAUGAACGACUAUCCCGGUUCCCGCGGAGGUCAAGGGUACGACGAGGGCGCGGCCAACGAACCGUCGAGGUACGAGUUCGAGUACUCGGUGAACGACGUGGAGUCGGGUAACGAUUUUGGGCACAAGGAGAGCCGCGAGAAUAACGUAGCUCGCGGUGUCUAUUACGUUUUGUUACCAGACGGUCGUAGACAAACCGUAGAGUACGUAGCCGACGAAAAUGGUUUCCGGCCAAAGAUGACGUAUACGGACGAGGGAAACGGUAGGGGUGGAAGCGGGAAUAUUAAUGGAAACAGAAACGAAGGUGGUUACAACUACUAACACCCAUGGUAUACGCAUAGAAACGUGCGCAAAAUUGUGCGACGUUACGAUGAAAAGUCGAAAAAUUAAUUACAAUCGUCGAGAGUUAGUUGUUUUGUUUUUUUUUUUCUCUAAGAUUCUAUAAUCACUAAGCUACGCAAAUGUAUAAUUUAAUUUUUUUGAUAAGAAACAAUUCACA
Molecule: messenger RNA, 990 nt
Organism: Athalia rosae (coleseed sawfly)
Lineage: Eukaryota; Metazoa; Arthropoda; Insecta; Hymenoptera; Athaliidae
Product: pro-resilin-like
Exons: 3
Coding region: 303-812 (169 amino acids)
Cellular component (GO): extracellular matrix
Source: RefSeq, a predicted model, not a curated record